Neohortaea acidophila is the source of this 1247-nucleotide messenger RNA. RefSeq lists its product as uncharacterized. Gene Ontology annotation, cellular component: TRC complex; cytosol. Gene Ontology annotation, biological process: protein insertion into ER membrane. The transcript is spliced from 2 exons. The record is from RefSeq and is a predicted model, not a curated record. Lineage: Eukaryota; Fungi; Ascomycota; Dothideomycetes; Mycosphaerellales; Teratosphaeriaceae. Gene Ontology annotation, molecular function: protein binding. Bases 46 to 1062 code for a protein of 338 amino acids.
CUCUUCUUCCCUCCAUCAUCCUACACUCCUGCUCUCGCAAUCAGCAUGUCUUCCAAGAUACAGAAGGUCAUUGCACGGCAAAAGACAAAAAUCGAGGAAGGCGAGUUCUACGAGGCGCAUCAGCAAAUCCGCACCAUCGCGAACCGCUACGUCAAAUCGAGCGACUGGACGUCCGCCACCGACCUCCUCACAUCGGGCGCGUCCCUCCUCCUCAAGGCUGGCCAGGGCGGCUCCGGCGCGGACUUGUGCAACUACCUCAUCGAAGUCUACCAGAAAGCCGACUUCCCCCAGAACAUCGAGAACAAGGCCCGCCUGCUCGCCCUCCUCCGAGCCUUCCCACCCAAUGAGCCGGCAAAGAAGAAGUUCGUCGCGGGAAUUGUAGAGUGGUCUGCAAAGAGCGGCGAGUUUCCCACCGGUGAUCCCGAGCUACACCAUGUCAUCGGCACGCUGUUUGCGGAGGAAGGCGAGGUAUACGAUGCCGAGAAGCACCUCACGCUGGGCACCUCCGACUCGGCCGGUGUGUUCAGCGACAUGGAAUAUGAGUGGUAUGCGUCGGACGAGCCUUCCACCGCCUCCCACUACGCUGCGCGAGCCGUCUUUCCCUACCUGCUCAUCGGCAACGUGCGUGCCGCCAACAAGAGCCUGCUGCUCUUCACCAGCAAGCUCUCCUCCCUCCAUCCCGGCUUAGGCGUACAGAGCAUCUCCUCGCCGUCUUCCGAUAUCCGCAUCUACCCCUCUCUGCCACUCCUCAACUUCCUAGGCCUCCUGCUCCUCGCCGUGCAAAGGGGGAACUCCGAUCUUUUCAAGCAGCUCAAGUCGCACUACGCAACACAUCUCAAGGAAACAUCAUGGGAUGAGGCGUUGCAGCAGAUCGGCGAGAUGUACUUCGGCAUCAAGAUUCCGAGCCAGAGCAAUCCGAUGUUUGAUAUGAUGAGCAGCAUGCUGAUGGGCGGGAACAAUCCGUUUGCAGCGAAGAAGAAGGAGCCCAAGACCGUCGCAGCCGCGUCGCAGCAGCAGCAGCAGCAGCCGCCGCCGCCGCCUCCGGCACCCGCGGUGGACUGACGAGUUAGCUUACGUCUUAAUAGCAACUGCAUUGAUGACCUUUCAUGCUCCAGUCGUUCCGCGAGCUUGUAGUGCGCUGCACCAGCCUGUACUUUCUCGAACCGGUUGUUGCCCUGGGACCAAUCUCGUAAUUUUGGAAUCACCAGGCUGGCUUACCGGCAAGACCGGAUCUGUGGAAUCAUGAC